CUGUCAAGUACUCAACUGACUAUUGACGACUCGAUUACAGAAAAUUUGGGGAAAACUUCGUUCAUUAUUUUAACGUUUCAUGUGAUUGUACGUUAGAAUCAUUAAUAAAAUCGAAAGUGAAAAUGUUCAGUUAUCGUUGAUAGUACGAUCGUAAGUUUAUAAAUAAAUAAAAACGUCGUGAAUCGUGUGACGUUACCAAAAAUAUGUGCUAAAACUUGCAAAAUGAUAUGGAAUGUGGAUAUAUCAUUAAUUCUACGAUGAAGGGUGGACUGUGUAUCAUCUACACGUCUUUGCUGACUAUUUCCGUGAUUUCUAGCUGUGCACUCUUUAUUCUUGUUGUCUCAGAGGCUCUAAACGAGGGUGUAGAUAAGAGCGUUGACCUAUCAGGCCUUCACAAUGUUAGCCAGAAGAGUAGCACUAUCAGUAAUGAUGGGGUUGAUGAACCAAACAUACCGGCAGAAGUUUCACAAUUUGCACACACCGAGCCAGUGGAAGCACAGGAACCUGAGAGACAAGAGAUGACCUUCCCUGAGUCGUUGUCUCUGAACUCUGUGACCACCGAUGGAUUACCUGACACAGGGCAGCCUCCGGUUCUCAUAUCGUUCGGGGAUAACGCGAAAUUGGACCUGGGCAAUACGGAUGAACUAAUGUUCGUAAAUGACUCCGACGAGCACAACGACACCAAGGCAUUUUCAAUCGUCGACACCGAAACAUCAAAGGUUGAAAGUGAAACAGACAGCUUAGAAGACAAACCGAGCACAGAACCGAGAUUGGUUGUGAAAGCGGUCCCCAAACAUGAACUGAAACAAACAGAAGAUGCAUCUCAACCAGACGGAGAAGUCUUAGAAUCUCAAGUUGAAGAACAAAUGGACGAAGAACCGGUUCACGUUCCAGUCAAACCAGAAACCCCGCAAGAAGACAUCCCCUCGUUUUCGGAGUGGGCGCAGAAACAACUCGCCGAGGCAGAGAAACAGGACACAGUACUGAAUCACUCGAGUCAACCUAGUCAUAGUAAUACUAAUUUUAGUAGUAAGAGCGUGAAGUUGCGGUCGAAGAACUACGCGUCGCUGGCGUGCGGCGCCAAGGUCGUCGCCGUCAACCCGGAGGCGGGCUCGCCCAGCUCCAUCCUCUCCCCCAACCGGGACGAGUACAUGCUCAACACGUGCAACAGUCGCAUUUGGUUCGUCGUCGAACUCUGCGAAGCUGUUCAAGCUCAAAAAAUAGAGAUAGCUAACUUCGAGUUGUUCUCUUCAACUCCCAAAGACAUCGCCGUUUACUUUAGCGAUCGGUUCCCGACGCGAGACUGGGCUAGCGUCGGACAGUUCACCGCCCAAGACAUGAGAGACGUGCAAAGCUUCGACCUGUACCCACAUCUAUUCGGCAAGUUCAUAAAAGUCGAGAUGCUUUCGCAUCACGGCUCUGAGCAUUAUUGUCCGAUUUCGCUGUUCAAAGUGUACGGCACUUCAGAGUUUGAGGUGCUAGAGAAGGAGAAUUCGCAACAUCCCGCUCAUAUCGACGAGGACGAAGACGACGAGAUAAUAGACGUUCCCGACGUGCCGGCCGCCGAGACGGAGCCCUCCAAGAACCUGUUCGGGUCCGCGCGGGACGCCGUCAUGUCCAUCAUGAAGAAGGCGGCCCAGGCGUUAGUCAAAACGGAAGUUCCUAAAAACGUGUCGUCCGAACACAACGACACGUUGGCAGACGACGCGUACAGACGCUGUUGCUCUCCCAGCCAUAUUAUAGUGUGUGAUAAUUGCAGUGAGUCGCUGUACAAUGACGUAUACGAACUCAUUAGUUGUAACUCGGACAAAUUAGUUAGUUUAAUGCGUCAAGGAUUCCUUCGCGAUACCUUGAAGUGCACUGGCAUCUGCCAACAGUUCGGUUUAGAUUUUAAAAGUACAAAGACAAUAGAGUUUAGUGAUGAGCGUGUCGCUUACAUGAACGCGUUGUUCCCGCAAAAGUAUUUAGCCGCCUUGUGUAAUAUAUUAGCGAUAAAAGAGAAGAAGGUCGUUUUGAAUACGAGCUUUGAAAACGAACAUAACGUUACUAGUGAUAACAGUACUGAAGAGUCGCCGCAGAUUGUGAAUAGCGGAACUAGCGGCGAACAAGAGAUCAAGUUGGCUCCCGACAAUAGCAACGGCUCCGAUGAUAGAAUCAAUGAAACAACGCAAAGUGAUGAGAUACCAAUUGAUACGCUCAACGAUAGCAGCACGUUACCUGUGGAACUUCUCCCAGAAGAAGUUGACAACAUGGAGGAUAAGAAAGAAGACGUUAUCGUCGCAGAGGAGACUUCAGGAGAUGAACCCCAAGAAUUUAUAGCACCGAAUAUUGAUAAAUCUAUAGAAAUAGCGACGGAGCAAGAAAACAAAGAUGGACUUUUGAAAACAGAAAUUAAAAACGGCAAGGAAGUCACAGAGAAGAGAGAGGGUAAUGGCGAAGAAUCGAAUGAUCAGCUGAUGAUGGAGAAUGACAAUUUCAUUUCGGAUAUCGAUCAGAUAGCCGCGGACCCCGCGCCGCCCGGCGCUCCCAACACGCAGAACCAAAAUCAGCAGCAGACCACUCUGCAGAAGGAAUCUGUUUUUUUGCGUCUCUCUAACAGAGUAAAGACCCUAGAACGCAACAUGUCUCUAUCGGGACAAUACUUAGAAGAGUUGAGCAGGAGGUACAAGAGACAAGUGGAAGAGAUGCAGAAGACUUUCGAGAAGACUGUCCAGCAGAUGACAGAGGAGAAGAGGAAAACGAAUGAACGAGAACAGAAAUAUUUGGAACAAAUGAGCAGUCUCCAGGAACAACUGACCCAGAUGACGUCAGCAAUGCACGUACUCAUGGAAGAGAGAGACAGCUGGUUCGGAAACAUUAACUUCUUCAGAUUCAUCAUCUUCCAAGCUAUCAUUGUGGCUCUAGUUAUAUACUACGUGUCGAAACGAAGAAGAAUCGAACCGAUAUUAGUACCGGUUCCGAGAAAAACAAGAAAGAAACAGGACAAGUUGAGGCGAAAAUCUGUUGAAGGAGUCAGUGGACACGCCACGCCUUCCACCAAGAAACGGAGACCCAGCGAGGAGGCUCUGCAGAUAGCCAGACAAGCCGUUGAGGACACCAAGGGCAGCAACGAAGGAGAGUGGCAGGUGGCUCGUAAGAACAGAAGGAGAAAAACUUGUAUAGUACUUAACACGGAGACAGCGGCCAAGAGUUGGACCCGGCAGGACAGCAUCGGGAAGCUGCAGGAGAACACCAUAACCUUGGAUGAUGACGAGUACGUGGCGCCCGUGUCCGAGCCCAAGCAGUUUAACGCGGACGUGGAGCCGCCCAAACCGGACUACACCAAGACGAAUGGCUUCUUCAACAACUUGAAAACAAAAACCAUGAAGACCAGGAGACUGUCAUCACCUGCAUUUUUGCGAACGUUCAGCCGCCAGAGCACCAGGAGCACCCCCAGCCCCGUCGUGAGGAGUGAGGAGCCGAUCUUCAACGGGAACGCGAAGAAGAAGGCCGCCUCGGAGUCACCCACCGGGAGCCUCUGGUCGGAGUCCACGGAGUUGUCCCCGCAGGACAGCGAGAGCAGUGGCAGUAAAAAAAAGAAAAGUCUGAAGAAUAUAUUGAAGAAAGUGUUUUAAUUGUGGACGCCUUCGAUCGUAAACUUAGCUUAUGUUGUUACUUUUGUAAUUUAUUUCUAUGCGAAUAUUAAUUGUACCGUUUUUUAAAUUAUUAUUUGUAUAAAUUAUGGUAAUUGUUAUAUAGGGAGACCUCAUAGGUGCCAAUUGUGAUAAAUUAGAGAGCCUAAACGUUUGUUGCGGUGUGUUCCGUUCGGUGUAGUGGCGGCGGGUGCGCGCUCGCCGAGCACUAGUCCCGGGUUAUGUUUGGAAAAUGAAAACGGCAUUAAAUGCGUCAUUUUA
Messenger RNA from Bombyx mandarina (wild silkworm), 3893 nucleotides. Its product is annotated as SUN domain-containing ossification factor. Gene Ontology annotation, biological process: protein folding in endoplasmic reticulum. The record is from RefSeq and is a predicted model, not a curated record. Lineage: Eukaryota; Metazoa; Arthropoda; Insecta; Lepidoptera; Bombycidae. Gene Ontology annotation, cellular component: cytoplasm; membrane.